UGAUGGACCGAAUUCCUAAUAAGUCAUUGGUACGUCAGAGAACUAAAAAUACCGACGUAGCGCGAAAAAUCUGUAAGCUUAAGUGGCAAUGGGCUGGACAUGUCUACAGGAGAGCUGAUGGCUGAUGCAACAGGUGUAAUUGUUCUAGAGUGGCGACCACGUCAGGCAAACAAGGUAGGACGCCCGGCGGCAAGAUAGACGAACGACCUGAGGAAGGUGGCCGGAAAUCGCUGGAAUCAGGUGGCACAGGGCUAAUGGCGUGGCGUGGGGGAUGCAGAGGGAGCCGUGGCCCCGAGCGGCACAGUUGAAGUAAACAUGGAGGAAAGUGUUUGCAUCAGCAGAUUCUUUUCACAAGAAAGCCAAUGCGAGAAAAUAAAUCCAAAUCGUAUUCCAAGAUCGCCAACCCCAUCAACAGACAACUCUUCACAAGAUUUAAGCCAAAACUCUAUAGAAGACGAACUACAUCUAUCACAGUUAACUAUAGAAGAACUGGAAAUAUUGAAAAUACAGCCCUUUUACAAUAUAACUCCUAGAGACAUGCCCUCAUCACCUCACUGUGUAGUAGAAGAAGUGUUUUCUUCUAACCCCUGGGCAAUGUUAAUAGCAACAAUAUUUUUAACAAAAACGUCUUAUAGAACAGCUAGGCGCUACAUCAAAAGUUUCUUCGAGGAAUACCCGACUCCGUACGAUGUUUUAAACGAAAAACCAACUUCGUUAGAAAGAUUUUUUGAUAAUUUGGGAUUAAGGAAGCGUGGAAGUAUGAUUUGGAAAUUAAGUUACCAGUUUGUUUCUUCCAAAUGGCGUCGAGCAAGCGAUUUAUACGGGAUAGGAAAGUAUGGGGAGGACGCUUAUAGGAUAUUUUGUUUGGGACAUACGGAUUUGGAUCCUGGAGACAGAUAUUUAAAGUUGUAUUUAGAUUGGUUGACGGGACAAACUGAGUUUUUGGAAUAUAAUGGGAUUGUGGACAGUGAAUGCCUUAUUAAGGAUCCUGUUUUGAAUUAUUAUAGGAUUAGUUUACGAGAUUCUGAUAUGUUUUAGUGUUUAUCUACUUAUUUAAAUUGUAAGAAUGUCUUAUUGUUUAUUGCUUGUCAAAUACGUAAAUGAUGCACCGUCAAAGUGAAACGGAUGACUGUUGUCAAUCUGACCACGGAGUGAAUAGUAUAUUUUGUUAUCAGGUUUGAAGUGAUAAU
Molecule: messenger RNA, 1190 nt
Organism: Hyposmocoma kahamanoa
Lineage: Eukaryota; Metazoa; Arthropoda; Insecta; Lepidoptera; Cosmopterigidae
Product: methyl-CpG-binding domain protein 4-like
Exons: 2
Coding region: 316-1038 (240 amino acids)
Biological process (GO): DNA repair
Cellular component (GO): nucleus
Molecular function (GO): DNA binding; catalytic activity
Source: RefSeq, a predicted model, not a curated record